This is a messenger RNA of Alternaria arborescens, 939 nucleotides long. RefSeq lists its product as hypothetical. The transcript has a single exon. Gene Ontology annotation, molecular function: uroporphyrinogen-III synthase activity. NCBI's taxonomy places the organism in Eukaryota, Fungi, Ascomycota, Dothideomycetes, Pleosporales, Pleosporaceae. The record is from RefSeq and is a predicted model, not a curated record. Gene Ontology annotation, biological process: uroporphyrinogen III biosynthetic process. The coding region runs from base 1 to 939 and encodes 312 amino acids.
AUGGCUGAGCAAUCGCGGGGCAAGAUCCCCAUUCUGCUGCUCAAGACAAAAUCAAUACCCAAGGAUACGUAUGAGGAGCUUUUCCUUACCCUUGACGACGGCCGCUAUGCACCCGUCUUCGUGCCCGUUUUGGAGCACAGGUUCAAGCGAGACGCCCUGCAUGAUGUGCGCCAACAUGUCACCAACCGCGGCUUCGUGCCAAAGUCGCAGCAGGGCCUCGGGACAUAUGGUGCGCUGAUAUUCACCUCGCAACGCGCAGUCGAAGCCUUCAGUGAGGUUGUCGAGGAAAUUCGCAAGGAGGGGUCCCUCGACAUUGACGAUCUGCUUCCACAGAGCCUGCCGUUGUAUGUAGUAGGUCCAGCUACAGCCCGCGGUCUGCGAUCGCUUGAUCUCAAGUGUCCGAUCUUGGGUGAGGAGACUGGCAACGGCGAGGCUUUGGCUGGCUUCAUCUUGAAGCACUACAACGCCCUCCAUCCAGAUGUCAUGAAUCCACCUAUACUCUUCAUGGUCGGCGAUAAGAGGAGGGAUAUAAUACCAAGGACUCUCCAGUCAGAAGAGCUGGAUCCAAAGCAGAGGGCGAAAGUAGAUGAGGUUGUUAUAUACGAGACUGGGGAGAUGCAGUCUUUCAAGGACGACUUCACUACCAUCUGGCGGAGAAAUGCCGAUCAAGGCUCGACACGGCAAUGGGUUGUGGUGUUCUCUCCCAGCGGUUGUCAAGCAAUGCUUGAGAGCCUGGGGCUUCUGGAUGCGGAGACUGGAAAAGCCAAAGCUAGGUGUACGGCUGCUGAUCAGAGAGACAUCCUGAUAGCUACCAUCGGCCCCACUACGCGCGAUUACCUAAGACAGGAAUUUGGAUUCACACCUGAUGUAUGCGCAGACAAGCCAAGUCCAGAGGGUAUCGCAGAAGGCAUUGGAGCCUUUCUCAAAAGCCACGAGUGA